This is a messenger RNA of Pecten maximus, 2342 nucleotides long. Its product is annotated as beta-1,3-galactosyltransferase brn-like. Gene Ontology annotation, molecular function: hexosyltransferase activity; UDP-glycosyltransferase activity. The record is from RefSeq and is a predicted model, not a curated record. The transcript has a single exon. NCBI's taxonomy places the organism in Eukaryota, Metazoa, Mollusca, Bivalvia, Pectinida, Pectinidae. Bases 241 to 1611 code for a protein of 456 amino acids. Gene Ontology annotation, cellular component: membrane.
UAAAUAACUACCAAAAGACCAAUACAAAGACCGAAAAUGUUUGAAUGGAAUGCCUGCGUCAACACUAUUUACGAUAAACCGUUAGGUUUAUACUACCAUUACCUAGCCGAGAACGUCUAAGAAGAAAAAAUAACAUUAACUAUCGUGUGGUACAUUUCCAUUGGUAGACAUUAUAGGCGUUCUAGAUUUGAUUUCUAACAUUAUAUUCGUCAUUCCUUGUCAAUGUGUUAAGGAUUUAAAAUGCGAAGGCCGAAAAUAACAGUUGCAAGGUUCCUUUGGCAGUAUGUCUUUAAAUUCCGUUUCCUAUUUCCUGUGGUAGGGAUUUUUAUCUUGUAUUCCUUAUACAAUGGUGAAACAAACAACAAGAGAAUCCUACAUGUGGAGAAGCGUCCCGUACAACAGUAUGGCAUUACAGAAGAAACACGAUAUCGCUUUGAAAUGGAACAAGAAGAUAGUGUUUUUUCCGAGGAAAAGGAUGGUCCAAAGCAACAUGCUAACCGGAAGGAGUCUGGAAACAUUUCUCAAAGGGAAUUGAAACUGAUAGCCGAUGUGAAAAAAUUCGCUGCACUGGAAAACAGUGUAGAUGUACAAGUUGAAAAGGGGACGUUUUCGCCUAAUACAUAUCCAUGUAGUGUGAAUCUAUCUAGGAUUUUACGUCAAUAUGACACAGAAGGUUUUGCGGAAGAGCAGCCAAUUAACAACAUCAAUUAUAGCUACACUGUCAAUCCCUACAACACGUGUAAAGUAUCUGAUAACAUAAAGGUUCUCUUUAUAGUGAAAAGUCGACCAGACCAUACGCUACCUCGAACAGUCAUUCGGGAGACUUGGGCUAACACUAAAAGAUUUCCAUCAAUUCGUGUCAUUUUCUCUUUCGGGAUGCCAAAAUACUCCUCACGACUGCAAGCCUUACUGGGCGAAUCGUCUACACACGGCGAUAUUCUCAUCGUUAAAGAUUACAUAGAUGACUAUUACAACCUAACCCAGAAGACCAUUGGUGGUUUUAAGUGGGCGGUAACACACUGCAAACAUGCGGCAUAUGUAGUGUCUGUCGACGACGACGUGUACGUCGCACCUGAUUUGCUCCUCAGAAUUCUGGACAGACCCCAUAUUCGGAAAGUAGAGAGACUUUUCUCAGGCCAUUUGAUGAUCGAUACAAAACCAAUCAGGAAUCCUAAAGAUAAAUGGCUCGUUUCUAUGUCCGAAUACCCUUUUACGAACUAUCCUAACUACAUUUUCGGAGGAUUUGUUAUAAUGUCUAUGUCAACAGUGAGGGACUUCACAAUAGCAGCUAUGUAUACCAAACUAUUUAAAUUUGAGGAUGUGUAUUUGGGAAUAUUAGCUGCUAAAAUCGGAAUAGAGGCGACUAAUAAUGGGUAUGUUAAUUCUAAGAAAACAUUCACUGUUUCAGAGUCAUUUAAAACACUCAUCGCCUCCCAUUUUUAUGACAAUCCAAAAGAUUUACAAAGAGCAUGGGAUUGUCAUUUAAGUAUACUUGACCAAAAUAAUGACAAAUCUAUUUUUUGUGACUAUAUAGGUAAGCGUCUUCAAAAACUUAAAUCUGAAAUAGACAGUAUUAUAAGCUGGAUGGAGAUCGUAAAAUUCAACUCUUAAAUACUUAUUUCAAUAUACAUUUAACUACAAUUUUUUUUUUUUUUUAUGUAUAGGCAGAAAUUGCACACUGGUGCUAUAUAUUCCAGUCAAUCGGAUCACCUAUUCUAACAUACUUCACAGGGUAUUCCUGCGGUUGCUAUAGUGAGAUAAAUAGAGGUGACCCAACGAGUGGUUGUUGUUUAUGGUAUUGCUUUCACCCGAGCUAGUUAUUUAAUUAUUUACGAAAGUGAAAAAAAAAUUACCAAACACAACACCCAAGGGUUUGUGUGACUUGUUUCUAACACAGUAGAAAAUGUUUGUUUUUUUUUUUGUUUUUUUUUUGUUUUUUUGUGUGUGUCAAAAACAACUGCGAACUACUAAUCAAAACAGUUGAUUAUGUCAUGCUUUGGGAGUAGCAAAAUUCACCAGGAGUAAGGAAAGGCAACUGGCGCGCGUUAUAAGGUAACACACAAUAGCGAUACAUUAUAAUUUUAUGUUGUCUAACCACGUUUCAAAUUGAUUACAUCACCUAUUUCGUCACGUAUUUUAUUGGACAUUGAUGAUGGCGUGAUAAAAGUUUUCACAUCACAUUAUAAUUUGUCACUUGUGUCAAUUUUGCUAGAAAAAUUAUCAAAUAUGAGCGUGUACUGUGAACAAAGAUAUUUCAACCCUCGUAUAAGAGUUUGGCUGGCCCUACAACGAGGGUUGAAAUAUCCCUGUCCACAACUCAGCUCCAUUACUGACCAGCCAAA